CGUUUACCACGUAGUUGUUCAGGAUGAAUUGUUGCAUAGAUCAGGUGCCUUUCUUUAUCUUUCAAGAACACUUCGAUAAUACAGAUAACACGAUUGUCUUAUAGUUUUGUUCGCUGCCAAUAAAACAAUACCUUUCAUAUUAGUUUUGACUACGGUUGGGGGCAGAAGACUCGUCAAGAUUGAUUUGAGCAAAUGAAGCUUACUAAAAUUCUAUCAAAGAAAAUGAUGUGGAAGAAGGCUACUAUAGCGUUGUUAAUUGCGUGCAUUUUGUUGCAGCAAGUGUCAGCGCGUGAUAGUGACGAAAGCUCCAGCUCAUCAUCAUCCUCAUCAGAAUCUUCCGAAGAGUCGCCGAAGGGUAGAAAUAAGCCUUCCUCUGACAGCAGCUCUAGCUCUAGUUCUAGCGAAUCUGUUGAAGAUCACAAGGCAGAUUUUGAAAAGUUAUUCAACGAUUUUGCAGAUAAGUAUUACGAUUUCGUGAAGUCCGUAAACGACAAACGGAAGUCUGUGGCCAAAAAGUUUAGUGAAAACAAAUUAGUUUCAAAAGUUAAGAUUGCAGCUGUGGAUGAACUUAAGGUUAAACUUACAAUAAAGAUUGGCGAUGACGACGCAUUUAAGAAUAUCCAGAACUCGGAGGAUGCUGCUUUGAUUUUGCGUUACUUUAAAAACACCAUCGUGGCCAUAACCGAAUUAAGCGAAUUGAUAUUAAAAUAUCAUAGCUUGAAAAAACCGACUGCUGAAGAGAUACUAAUACAGGAAGCGCUCGAGCAGUGCGACGCUUAUGAAUUGCUCGAAAAAAUACAGAAACGUUUCGAAGAUUUCUGCAAAUCGUUCGGCGAAAAGGUACGCGAUUAUGUGAAAGACUUAACGAAGACGCAGAAGGCUAAGGAGACUAAAGUCGUCAACUGGUAUGAGGAAUUCAAGUCAACCGAUGGUUUCGGAAAUGAAGUUAUUAAACUAACCGAAUUCUUUUCGAUCAGCCAAACAAAUUUGUAAAACAUAUUAUAUAUAAGUGGUGAAUUGAGAAAUAAAUAUUAAAGCAAUUGAAGUAUAUUUUGAAAUAGCAAA
Bactrocera neohumeralis is the source of this 1065-nucleotide messenger RNA. RefSeq lists its product as uncharacterized. The record is from RefSeq and is a predicted model, not a curated record. The transcript is spliced from 3 exons. Bases 193 to 993 code for a protein of 266 amino acids. Lineage: Eukaryota; Metazoa; Arthropoda; Insecta; Diptera; Tephritidae.